GUUUCCUUCCUCCUGCACCGUAGACUCUACGACGGAGUACACUGUACUCUACAGAGUAAGCUAGCACCAAGUGCAUGACCAACUCAACUAGUUCACCAUAAUCCUGUUGUGCCACAGAGUUCCGGGUUCCGGCUACUUAUUUUCACGCGUAUUUGUGUGACGUGAGAGGGGCAAUGUCAUGCGUGAGUUUCAGUCGUCUUGCUAGACGCAUACCGUUAGCGAACGCCGUGCGCUAUGGUUUGACGUCGUGCAGUAGUUGUGUUACCCAAGCCAGCAAUGUCGACCAUCACGGUCAUGAAAGUGAAACUGACAGUAACCAAUCGCCUCUUUACGAUGGCCACAUUCCCACAACAUUUUUUCAGAAAACAAUCCUGUCUGUUGGAUCUGCACUUGCAGCUAUCACGGAUCCAUUCCGAGAUGACAUGGUAGCCGUUAUGGGUGAAGUUACUGGGGUAUCAGCUUUUAAACACCUCUUCGAAGUAAUGUCAAGGGAUCCUGAAGGAAUGGAAAUUUUGAGAGACCGACCCAGAAUUAACACAAGAACAGUUGACCUCUCCUACUUGAAGCAGCUUCCAACGGACACUUUCGGUUAUGCAUACUACCAGUUCCUUCUGAAUAAUAAUGUGACGCCAGAUACGAGGCUUCCAGUGCAGUUCGUAGACGAUGCCGACCUGGCAUACGUUGCGCAAAGGUAUCGAGAAGUUCAUGAUCUGGUUCACACGCUUUUGGAGAUGCCCACUAAUAUGCUCGGCGAGGUCACGGUGAAAUGGGUCGAAGCCAUUCAUACCAAAAUGCCAAUGUGUGCGACAGGAGCGCUCUUCGGAGCACUUCGACUAAAACCCAAACAGCGAAAAGCUUACACAACGAGGCACCUUCCUUGGGCACUGCAGGUGGGCUACAGCGGGAAAAAUCUCAUGUGCGUUUAUUAUGAAAAGCACUGGGAACAACCCAUGAGAGAGCUCCAGCACCAAUUGAACAUCAAACCACUCCCAGAACAGUAGUGAUAACGUCACUACUUGUGAAAUGCUCAGAUUAGUAGUAACGUUAUGUUGUACGCCAUGAAAAAGCAGUAAGUGUUAUAAUAUCUUUGGAAAUUCUUAUUGGCCAUGAUGUUUUUAACCUUGUCUAUGUUUUUUGCUUGCCAUAAACAUACGACUUCAGAUGUUUACUUAGAUACUUUGAAAACAAUAUUCCGAUUGCAUUCCUGUUAUUUCUCUGCACAUUAAUCACAAAAGCACUGGAAAGAUGUGUUCUGACAACAUUAUUUUGGGGUGUCCUGAAUAACACGCAUCAAGAGAUCCAAAGAAGGAGUGAAACUCAGCAUAGCGGAGUGCAACUCGAAGUAGACAAAAUCUCGUUUAAUUAUGGCUUUCCUACUUUAACUGUUGCCUGUCCACACGAUCCGCAAGGGGCACAACAUGUCGGCCCACGAGAGCUCCAUCGCGAUUGGAUAGUGCAAAUUUAAAUUUUGGAUGCGCAGAAGCAGACGACGGCGACAGCUCUCAUAAAAAUGCAUCGAAUGAUGAUAACUAAUUUAGUUUUAGCAAGAGCACGUCUAUGUUGGUACCUGCGCUGCUUGUAUAAAGAUCCUAGGGUAAGGUGAAGUACAAGGUAUUAUAUUAACUGAGGAAGCAAUAAAUGGCCCAAUAAGCAGCGCCACCACUAACUUCCGUAUCUAAGUAGUACUGGGAACAAGUGCAAAUGACAUUGUCGCUAGUAAUAUCCCCCAAGGGAUCUUUGGAGGUAUAUUGAAAUAAAAAAAUAAAAAUAAUCCAGUAGGUUG
This is a messenger RNA of Ornithodoros turicata, 1783 nucleotides long. It is a transcript of the gene Coq4, whose product is annotated as ubiquinone biosynthesis protein COQ4 homolog, mitochondrial-like. Lineage: Eukaryota; Metazoa; Arthropoda; Arachnida; Ixodida; Argasidae. The record is from RefSeq and is a predicted model, not a curated record. The transcript is spliced from 6 exons. Bases 174 to 1001 code for a protein of 275 amino acids. Gene Ontology annotation, cellular component: mitochondrial inner membrane; mitochondrion. Gene Ontology annotation, biological process: ubiquinone biosynthetic process.